This is a messenger RNA of Hypoxylon trugodes, 2074 nucleotides long. RefSeq lists its product as uncharacterized. The transcript has 2 exons. The record is from RefSeq and is a predicted model, not a curated record. Gene Ontology annotation, molecular function: protein binding. Bases 495 to 1772 code for a protein of 425 amino acids. Lineage: Eukaryota; Fungi; Ascomycota; Sordariomycetes; Xylariales; Hypoxylaceae.
AGGUAGUUCGGUACAUCUCGAUUAUUUAGACUUUUGCUUUUUCCAGAUCGUAUGUAUGGAUGUAUAUGAGGUGGCCCGUGAUCAGUACCUAGGUAACUCCGGACUACCUAGGUAUGUAUGAUAUGGUGUGGGGACACAAAAGUGCGAAGAUUCAUUUUUUAAACUUCAUGGCGACAUGUAUCGCGAGAUGGGAUGAAUUAGGACGGUGUAGAUAAGGUAGGCAUGAUGGGAUGGAUCUGGGCAAACGUGACUUCUAUGUUUGUUGUAAAUCGCGAUAAGAUUUACUUUAUGUAAGUUUUCUAGGUACUUAAAUGUACUUAGGAAGCUUAAGCUCGAUCUGAAUUCUACUUUUCUACCACUUUCAUCUAUUCACAUACAACUCAUACACGUCCAUCAAUCCCUCGAUUGACAAAAGACUUAAUCUUCUCCGAUCCGAACCUAACAAAAGAUUACCCUGGUAAUAGGGUUCGCCUGUCAAACCCCGCUGAGAAACGAUGCAGGGCCCUAGCAAGAUCACGGCUCAGAAAGGGUACCAGGGGAAAGCUGCUACGUCCCCGAUUCUCGACCUCCCAGUAGAGCUACUCUUCCGGGUGCUUUCUUUCCUUGAUCCCGCACCUAUCUUGCUGUUCUCUCUCACUUGCAAAGGAACAUUGCAUUUCGUCCAAGCAUCUGACCUGUGGGAACCUUGUUUCUCUACUCUUCAUAGAGUCUUACAAACAAGGGAAGAGCACGUCUCUCUUCAAAGAUACGAAUUUUUACAGCUAUUGGCAGAUGACCACCCACAUUCGUUCGUUUGCCGGCGCUGCAUGAAGCUACAUCGGAAUAUUGUUGAGGGAGGUCGAUAUGCCCAGCUAGGCUCCAUUCCUAUCUCAGGACGUCGCCGUGGGGCAAGCUCUCAGGGGCUAAUGACUUUCGGUCACCUGUGGCCGCAAUAUGCUUUCAGCAUCGAAGAGGCUCUUAAGGUAGUAAUUCCUAGAGAAGACCCACGUCCUAUUCAACUUCCUGAAUUUUCGAUAUCCACCGAUUGGAAACUGGCUAGGCUAGGGACAUCCUGCAACAACCCGGACUUCAUCCAUGGCUACGUUAAGCUAGAUAAUGAGGGAAUCGCUGUAGGUGGACACCUGCAUCUUCACAGAGUACAGCGGGUUUUACUUCUCGCCGAAAAGGUCGUCCCCUUCUUCGAGGCCAAUACUCCUUCAUCUAUGGAGCAAGUCUUCCGGUUCUGCCGUCAUCAUACAGAUAUCAUGUCGUCUUUCGGCGACCCUCUACCUCCGUAUUUCUUCGAAGGCCUAAACAAAGCCGGCGUCUACAACGCAAUAACCACGCUCGCCUUAAUAGCGCCGAAGAAAGCAUUACUCGAGGAGCCAACGGGAACCCACGGUUUGAUUAUAGACAAGUCGAAGCUAUUCGAGGGUAUUAUGCCUGGUUGUUCGCAGUGUUCAACAGACCAUGUCAUGACGAUACACAACCACGGCCGAGCUGGUGUCGAAAUUGUCGUCGACGUCUACCAAGAUCUGGGCUUCCUCUCUUCAACUCAUCGCGGUUGGGAUUAUUGUUGGACUGGAAACAUAGAGCACAAAUAUCGUGGUGUUAUUAGUCGACGCCGUGACUUCCCUGCUAUCUCUUUUGAUUUAUUUCCUACGGCGCUUGGUCGGAGUGCCAGGGCACACCCCUCCGCGCCGAGCAUUCAGGACGUAUGGGAAUUACAUGAACACGAGCGAAGCGCUAGGUUGGGGUCUGCGGUAAAUCAACUACACAUUAACAAUGAGUGACCGGAGCUUCGGCUAGGGGAUGACAAUACUUAGGCGCGCAAACUUGCUAUCGUAGUGUUGCGGCUUGGAUGAGAACCGUAGCGUUCCUGGGGUAAGGGAUGAGGGGAAACCGCCGUUGGAGAAAAUACUCCGACAUUUGCGAUGAGUUUAGUUUUACGGGUAUCUACGAUGGCCUUGCAUACUAUGCUGCGUCAUUGCUACUUGAGAAUAGAAGGGGAAAUAGCAUCAGAAAUCGCCAACGCUAAAAUCCGUAGCUUAGAGAAGUAUUCGUAUGGAUUUACACACAAAUAAACACGCGUUGC